CGUGGCCAGUUUGAGGGGCUGAGGCGGAGGAAGCGGCAGUUGGCAGUCUGCAGCCGGCAGCGGGUCUGUGAAGGAGGAUGAGCGGCGAGAGGAGAAUGAGUCGCAGCGAGAAAUUAGGGGAAAAGAUCGCGGACGAGAAGGGGCCUCGGAGGAAGCUUCGAAUGAAGACACGUGUCCUAAUACAUCAUCACACUUGAAAACAAGCCUGGCUGUCUGUUAACCAUGAUGGCAGAAUCACUGCCCUUCUCUAUGGACACUCCAGUGCCCAGCUGGGAACUGGAAGCCUGGUACGAGGACUUGCAGGAAGUGCUAUCCUCAGAUGUCACCAGCAGGACAGGCCCCCCUGUAGGGGGAGAUGAACAGAAGUUUAACGAGGGUGACAGUUCCACCCUGCUGUGGAACUUAGAUGCCUCAAGUCUCUUGGAGCCUGGCGGCAGUGAGGCAGCUGAAACCUAUGAGCUGGACCCUGACAUGACAGCUGAACUUCUGGAACUGCUCGGUGAGGAGCCGGCGGGACCUGCCGAGUCAGACUGCAGCCACAGUUCCCCAGCUCAGACUGGCACAGACGACGACGAGGGGGUGUCUUCCAGCAGGAAGAGGAAGCGGAGCGGACAGCCUCAGGGCGGCAAAAGGCAGCGAGGCAGAGAGCGGGAGCAGGAGAACGAGCGCAGAGUGGCAGAGCUGACGGCCCACAAUCAGCGGCUCCAGGAGGAGAUAGAGCGGCUGAGUGCGGAGGUGGAGGCCACCAGAGCGGCGCUUAUUCAGCGGAUGGUGAACCUGAAAACGUAAUGCAGGUUCAUCACCUCCCUUGGCCCGUUGAGCGAGGAGGCGUAAGACUUUGCCAUUCAGCAGUCUGUGAACUUAUGGCAUUUGUGAGCGUGACCCAGCUGGCCGAGGCUGGAACUUAUGUACACAAUACCAGUUUUAUUUUAGACUCCGAGGAGUUGCUUUUUACCUUGGGUAAGUGGGCUUGUCUUACAGAACUGAACCACAAAGUGAUUGUGAAGAUCACACGUGAUGACCAACACUGCUGAUGUUUGUCCUGACCUACCAGAUUUGAUGAACUAGGUGCCCACCAGCCUAAAAUCAACUGGACCACUUUAUUAACCACCUGCUUUUUGCUUGGGGGAGGGGCGGGGGAAGGACUUGCAUGUAUACCUGCAUACAACAGUAACUUUUGAUCUUACACUUCUAUAUUUAAACAAUAAAAUAUUUAUUUCUCACCA
Molecule: messenger RNA, 1226 nt
Organism: Sphaerodactylus townsendi
Lineage: Eukaryota; Metazoa; Chordata; Lepidosauria; Squamata; Sphaerodactylidae
Gene: DDIT3
Product: DNA damage inducible transcript 3
Exons: 4
Coding region: 223-789 (188 amino acids)
Biological process (GO): ER overload response; intrinsic apoptotic signaling pathway in response to endoplasmic reticulum stress; negative regulation of transcription by RNA polymerase II
Cellular component (GO): CHOP-C/EBP complex; CHOP-ATF4 complex; cytoplasm
Molecular function (GO): transcription factor binding; protein heterodimerization activity; RNA polymerase II cis-regulatory region sequence-specific DNA binding
Source: RefSeq, a predicted model, not a curated record